Molecule: messenger RNA, 1490 nt
Organism: Nicotiana tabacum (common tobacco)
Lineage: Eukaryota; Viridiplantae; Streptophyta; Magnoliopsida; Solanales; Solanaceae
Product: phosphoserine phosphatase, chloroplastic-like
Biological process (GO): L-serine biosynthetic process; dephosphorylation
Cellular component (GO): cytoplasm; chloroplast
Molecular function (GO): magnesium ion binding; L-phosphoserine phosphatase activity
Source: RefSeq, a predicted model, not a curated record
GAAAGGCCGAUCAGGUCCACAACCCUAAAGGUGCGAAGCACUACACUGUAUUCCCUCGAGUGCGCACCCACUUCACCUGCCGGUUCUCGGUCAGCUCUCAAGCUUCAAAUAGGAUUCGAGCAAGACAUCCUUAAAUUACACAUAAAAAUUUAGUAAUUUUUAACGAAACCAUAUCCGAGGUUUGUGAAAUUCAAGAUUAUUAAGGCUUUAAUGGAGGGACUGAUGAGUUUUCAAGCGCAAUCUGUUCGUGCUGUCUCUAGAGAGCAAAGCUCGGUACCACUUCCUACAUUUUCUUCAAAAAUUACUAGAGUUUCUGUUCAGCCAAUUGGAAUGGUGAGAAAUUCCAAGUUGUUUAAUUCAUUUGUUGCUUCAGUUCAGCCCGUUGAAGCCUCUGCUGUUACCCCUUUUGACAAUACAUUACCAUCUAAAGAAGUUCUUGAUGUUUGGCAAAAUGCGAGUGCUGUAUGCUUUGAUGUGGAUAGCACUGUGUGCAUAGACGAGGGCAUAGAUGAAUUUGCAGAGUUUUGUGGAGCUGGAAAGGCUGUAGCAGAAUGGACUGCUAGGGCAAUGAAUGGCUCUGUUCCUUUCGAAGAUGCAUUGGCAGCUCGUCUGUCUCUUAUCAACCCUUCAUUGUCCCAACUCCAGGAUUUUCUUAAGAGACCUCCAAGACUUUCUCCUGGCAUUGAUCUAUUGGUCAAGAAACUGAAGGAUAAAAAGAAAGAUGUUUAUCUGGUCUCAGGCGGGUUUCGUCAAAUGAUCAAUCCUGUCGCAUCAAUCCUUGGUAUACCACUUGAAAAUAUUUUUGCCAAUCAAAUGCUCUUUGGGAGUAAUGGAGAAUCUGCCGGGUUUGAUAAAAAUGAGCCAACUUCAAGGAGUGGUGGAAAACCUACUGCCGUUCAACAAAUAAAAAAGGCUCAUGGAUACAAAUCAGUAGUGAUGAUUGGUGAUGGUGCCACUGAUCUUGAGGCUCGUAUGCCAGGUGGUGCGGACUUGUUUAUUUGCUAUGGAGGAGUUCAACUAAGAGAAUCAGUUGCAGCUAAAGCUGAUUGGCUGGUGUUUAAUUUUAAGGACUUGAUUAACUCAUUGGAAAACUGGGAGCUUACAGCACCAUUUAGGGGAUGCAAAAUUCAAGUUCCUACUAAGUUUGUGGUGGGUGAUCUGGACGCGACGUAUAAUGUUCCAGGAACCAAGGAGUAUAUACACAAUGGUGGUUUCAAGAAAGAAGUGCCUAAUUGGCAGGAGGGUGUUGUAAUGGAGGAAGUAGCUCACUUCAUCAACCAAGAAAAGCCUGAUGAAAUAAAUGCCCACAUUUAUGAUUUUAUUCAGAGGUUUUAAUCAACAGAUGCCCUCUUAGUCGUCCAGGUUACUACAACUUCAUCACUUGAAAUAAGCAAUGAUACGGUAUACACUGUAAUGCUACCACUUGAAUGUAUAUCUAUGAUUGAUACCGCAUUUUCCUUUUCUAUAAAUCACUGGAGCUUUUGGCAGAA